AUGCGGCUGAAGGCGCGGUACCUGAGCGGGGCACCUGGACACACGUUUGGGAGUGGGGAGUACAUGACUCUUCCCGAUUUUUUCCAGAAGCACCAGAAGCAGGACAAGCGCGAGAUGAAAGCUGAGGGCGUGGACUUCGACGGAAAUCCGGUCUCGUUGACCUUCGUUCUGCACGAGCGGCCGUUGAAAGGGCAGGAAACCGCUGGCGACGUGACAACCUGCUAUGAGCUAUCGUUGAAGUUUGUCCGCGCGAUUGACAAGGAACUUGAGUGGCGGAUGCGCGAUUUCGCCAACCUGGAGGGGUCGAAGCUGUUCCACACCGCCUCUUACCUCACCGACGACGCCAAGCGCGUAGAGGCGUUCAAGCGCUGGCUGGGCAAACUGCACAAGCUCUACCACGAGAAGCUGCCAGGCUUCGAUUUCAAGAAGGCGAGCAACGAACUGUGGAUGUUCACAUCCACACUGUUCAGCCAGCACAACGGGGAGGACUUCCGACCAGGCGCUCUCGAACAUGCUGCGUGA
This is a messenger RNA of Closterium sp. Yama58-4, 522 nucleotides long. NCBI's taxonomy places the organism in Eukaryota, Viridiplantae, Streptophyta, Zygnematophyceae, Desmidiales, Closteriaceae. The record is from the annotation of a GenBank genome assembly.